This is a messenger RNA of Anolis carolinensis (green anole), 12630 nucleotides long. It is a transcript of the gene ptprg, whose product is annotated as protein tyrosine phosphatase receptor type G. The record is from RefSeq and is a predicted model, not a curated record. The transcript is spliced from 30 exons. Lineage: Eukaryota; Metazoa; Chordata; Lepidosauria; Squamata; Anolidae. Gene Ontology annotation, molecular function: protein binding; protein tyrosine phosphatase activity. Gene Ontology annotation, biological process: protein dephosphorylation. Bases 897 to 5351 code for a protein of 1484 amino acids.
UUCCCUUCCUCUCCUCUCUCUCUGCGCGCUUUAAAGUCUCCGCCAGGCUCCCGGCUCGCCUCUUGGAUGGAGACUUCCUGCCGGGAAGAAUGGAAAGCUUCCAGCCGCGGCUCCGGCUCUGGCUGUGGUUCUCGCCCUUGGCUCGCUUCCUCGGCCGCUUCCUCGCCUUCCAGCCGCGGGAUGGACUGAGCUCUGCGCCGGGAAGAAGGACCCUCCGCUCCUGCUGAAUUAGAAGAAGAAGCAGCGGCGGCGGUUCGGAGAGAGAGAGAGAAGGAAGAAGGACCUCGCUUUGGCUUUGCGCCUUUUCUUUCGCCUCCUCUCUCCAAGAAUGCCUUCUUCGGCGCGCUGGCCUUCCCGGGAGCAACCCGCCUGAAGAGCCCCGCCAGGGAGAGAGAGAGAGAAAGGGGGGCUUUUGCUCGGAUCCUGCUCCGGAUCGUCGCCAGGAAGUUGUGAAAGCCUUGCUCCUUUGGAGCCGAACUCUGGGACUCCCUUAAAAACACAAAUCCCUCUUUUACGCACAGCAAAGCGAGGCAUCUUUUUACGCACAGCUUUGGGAAGAAGGAAGCGAAGCAAACUCGAGCGCCCAGCGUUGCUUGUUUUUUGGGUGGCUUGGACUGGAAGGACCCUUGACUCUUGUCUCCCAUUUCCAUAUAUAUUUUCCAACCCCCCUAUCUUAGAACCGGCCUCCCUUCCUUUGUUUCCAGCCUAGCGUGCAAGUUUUUGCGCCCUUUCCGGCAAGUUUUGGGGCUUUUGUUGGCGUGCCCGGGUCCCCCCGAGUGGAGAAGCUCUCUCUCCUGAAGCCUCUCCCCCUUUCUCUCCACAUCUCAAUACUUCAAAGAGAAGAAGACCCAAUCCCUCUCCCCCCUUUUUGCUUUUUUCGAUGUUCGGCUUUGGACAUGCGGAGGCUACUGCAACCGUGUUGCUGGAUCUUUUUCUUCAAAAUCACCGUCUCCGUGCUCCAUUACGUGGUGUGCUUCCCCGCUUUGAUUGAAGGUUAUGAUGGCUCCCUUCAUGAAAGCAGACAUGGCAGUUCAGUACAGAUCCGGCGGCGGAAGGCAUCUGGGGAUCUUUACUGGGCAUACUCAGGUGCAUACGGUCCUGAGCACUGGGUUAGUUCAAAUUCGGACUGUGGGAGAACUCACCAGUCUCCAAUAGACAUCAUUGAUCAUCAGACACACGUUGGAGAAGAAUAUCAAGAAAUACAUCUAGUUGGUUUUGAUAAUGAAUCUUCAAAUAAGACUUGGAUGAAAAAUACUGGGAAAACUGUUGCCAUCCUUCUAAAAGAUGAUUACUUCAUCAGCGGUGCUGGACUCCCAGGCAGAUUCAAAGCUGAGAAAAUUGAGUUUCACUGGGGUCAAAGUAACGGCUCAGCUGGCUCAGAACACAGCAUCAAUGGGAGGAGAUUCCCUGUUGAGAUGCAGAUUUAUUUCUACAAUCCUGAUGACUUUGACAGCUUUGGAUCAGCUGUCCAAGAGAAAAGAAUAAUAGGAGCGAUGGCUGUCUUUUUUCAGGUCAACCAGAGGGAUAAUCCAGCACUGGAACCUAUUAUCCACGGGUUGAAGGGUGUCGUCCAUCAUGAGAAAGAGACCUUCUUGGAUCCUUUCGUGUUAAGAGAUAUCCUGCCUGCAUCUCUGGGAAGUUACUAUCGGUAUGCAGGGUCCCUGACUACCCCACCUUGCAGCGAGAUUGUGGAGUGGAUAGUUUUUCGGAUGCCUGUUCCCAUCUCUUAUCGCCAGCUGGAAGCCUUUUAUUCCAUAUUUACCACAGAACAGCAAGACCACGUCAAAUCCGUGGAAUAUCUGAGGAAUAAUUUCCGGCCUCAACAGAGUCUGAACAACAGGGUAGUUUCCAAGUCUGCUGUGAAGGAUGCUUGGAACCAAGUCUCAACCAGCAUCUUUGAAAAUCCUCUUGGUACUGAAGCCUCCAAAGUCUGCAGUACUCCUCCUGUCAACAUGAAAGUAAAAUCAGUAAACAGAACAGCCUUGCUGGUGACCUGGAAUCAACCAGAGAUGAUCUAUCAUCCUCCCAUUAUGAACUAUAUGAUUUCCUACAGCUGGACUAAAAAUGAAGAUGAAAAGGAGAAGACUUUCACCAAGGACAGUGACAAGGACCUGAAAGCCAUCAUUAGCCAUGUCUCACCUGACAUCCUUUAUCUGUUCAGAGUUCAAGCAGUUUGCCGAAAUGACAUGCGCAGUGAUUUUAGCCAGACAAUGCUUUUUCAAGAUAACACAACUCGGAUUUUCGAAGGGACCAGAAUAGUAAAAACAGGAGUGAAUAAUGGGCACAAUGGAGUGUUUGGAAAGAAAAGGAAAACAAAAGGAAAAAAGAGCCGAGGUAGCAUGUCAGGUACCUCUACUGAUGCUCUCUCUGCUGUGUUUUCUUCUCUUGUUCCCCCUGGUGAUUUCUUCAAGCCUACAGCUUCGCCGGCACCUUCAGCCGACAUGGCUCCCAUCAGUUCUGGAUCUUCUACUUGGACCUCCUCUGGCCUCCCCUUUUCUUUUGUGUCCAUGGCCACUGGGAUGGGGCCUUCUUCUAGCGGGAGCCAAGCAACAGUGGCUUCAGUGGUCACCAGCACCUUGCUUGCCGGCCUUGGGUUUAGCGGGAGUGGUAUUUCCUCUUUUCCUAGUACUGUUUGGCCAACUCGACUCCCAACAUCUGCUUCUUCCAACAAGCAGUCCGCUAGGCCAGUUGUGGCCACUACUGAGGCAUUGUCUUCUCCAGGACCAGACAGUGAUUCUGCUCUCCCAAAAGACAAUGAAGGAGCAGAGGAUGGAGAGAAGGAUGAGAAAAGUGAAAGUGAGGAUGGAGAAAGAGAGCAUGAAGAAGAAAGGGAAAAGGAUUCAGAAAAGAAAGAAAAGAGUGCGACGACAGAGGCUGCUGAUGUACAGGAUAACAGUGAGGUUACAAAUACCACUCUUGCUCCCAACAGAACUACGGAGGAGGGAGGGAAUAAAACCAUACCUGAUCGAGAGCAAAGCCAAAACAUUCUCCCAACGGGUAGGACGCCCAAAGGAGAAGGAAUUACAGAAAUAGACACUCAGUUUGAAAUAGUCUCAUCCACCCAAGUGCCACCAGCGUUCACAGAUGAACAAUAUACUCGUGAAAUUCCACGAAGACCCGACACAGCAUCAGUGACAACGUUACCAAAAGAUAACAGAUUUAUUACUAUUAAUCCAGCGGACAAGAAUAUUUCCAGUAUGGCAACAAGACCAGCUCCUGGAAAAAUGGAAUGGAUCAUUCCCCUCAUCGUAGUCUCAGCCUUGACAUUUGUGUGCCUCAUUCUUCUUAUUGCUGUGCUAGUUUACUGGAGAGGGAGUAACAAAAUAAAGUCCAAGGGCUUGACCCGCUAUUUCCAUGGAGUCUCUUCUUCUCAGGACAGAGGAAAGAAGGGGAACAGAAAAUGUUUCCAGACAGCUCACUUCUAUGUGGAAGACAGCAGUUCACCUCGAGUGGUGCCAAACGAAACCAUUCCCAUUAUUCCCAUUCCAGAUGACAUGGAAGCUGUUCCUGUCAAACAGUUUGUUAAGCAUAUUGGUGAACUAUAUGCCAACAACCAGCAUGGAUUCUCAGAAGACUUUGAGGAAGUGCAGCGUUGUACAUCCGACAUGAACAUCACCGCUGAACAUUCCAAUCACCCUGACAACAAGCACAAAAACAGAUAUAUCAACAUUUUAGCAUAUGAUCACAGUAGAGUGAAGCUAAGACCUUUACCAGGAAAAGACUCGAAGCACAGUGACUACAUUAAUGCCAAUUAUGUCGACGGUUACAACAAAGCAAAAGCCUACAUUGCCACCCAGGGACCUUUGAAGUCAACAUUUGAAGAUUUCUGGAGAAUGAUUUGGGAGCAAAACACUGGAAUUAUCGUCAUGAUUACAAACCUUGUGGAAAAAGGAAGAAGAAAAUGUGACCAAUACUGGCCAACAGAAAACAGUGAAGAAUAUGGAAACAUCAUUGUCACCCUGAAGAGCACAAAAGUACAUGCUUGCUAUACAGUCCGACGUUUCACAGUCAGGAAUGCAAAAAUGAAAAAGGGAAAUCCUAAAGGACGUCAGAAUGAAAGGACAGUCAUUCAGUACCAUUACACACAGUGGCCUGAUAUGGGUGUGCCUGAGUAUGCACUGCCAGUGCUGACAUUUGUGAGAAGAUCUUCUGCAGCCAGAACUGCUGAUAUGGGCCCUGUGAUCGUGCAUUGCAGUGCUGGCGUUGGCAGAACUGGUACCUACAUUGUUAUAGACAGUAUGCUGCAACAGAUAAAAGACAAAAGCACAGUGAAUGUCCUGGGUUUCUUGAAACACAUCAGGACACAGCGCAACUACCUCGUCCAGACAGAGGAACAGUAUGUUUUCAUUCACGAUGCCUUGCUGGAAGCCAUUCUUGGGAAAGAGACUGAAGUUUCUGCCAACCAUAUACACAGCUAUGUUAAUAGCAUCCUCAUACCUGGAAUUGGGGGCAAGACUCGACUAGAGAAACAGUUCAAGCUGGUUAUGCAGUGCAAUGCAAAAUAUGUGGAGUGCUUCAGCGCCCAGAAGGACUGCAAUAAAGAAAAGAAUAGGAACUCAUCAGUAGUGCCAUCCGAGCGAGCAAGAGUGGGAUUAGCACCAUUACCUGGAAUGAAGGGGACUGAUUACAUUAAUGCCUCUUAUAUCAUGGGCUACUACCGGAGCAACGAGUUCAUCAUCACACAGCAUCCCCUGCCACACACAACUAAAGAUUUCUGGAGAAUGAUCUGGGAUCACAAUGCGCAGAUCAUUGUCAUGCUUCCAGAUAACCAGAGUUUAGCAGAAGAUGAGUUUGUGUACUGGCCAAGUCGGGAGGAAUCCAUGAAUUGUGAAGCAUUUACUGUGACCCUUAUCAGCAAAGACAGGCUGUGCCUCUCUAAUGAGGAGCAGAUCAUCAUCCAUGACUUUAUCCUUGAGGCUACUCAGGAUGACUAUGUUUUGGAAGUACGUCAUUUUCAGUGCCCCAAAUGGCCAAACCCAGAUGCUCCAAUAAGCAGUACCUUUGAACUUAUCAAUGUCAUUAAGGAAGAGGCCUUAACAAGAGAUGGCCCAACCAUUGUUCAUGAUGAAUAUGGAGCAGUGGCAGCUGGAACUUUAUGUGCCCUUACCACCCUAUCCCAGCAACUGGAGAAUGAAAAUGCUGUUGAUGUUUUCCAGGUGGCAAAGAUGAUCAAUCUGAUGAGGCCUGGAGUAUUCACAGACAUUGAGCAGUACCAAUUUCUUUACAAAGCAAUGCUAAGCCUGGUCAGCACUAAAGAAAAUGGAAAUGGCCCCAUGGCACUGGACAAAAAUGGUGCCGUUAUGGCCAACGACGAAUCUGAUCCUGCAGAAAGCAUGGAGUCUCUUGUCUAAUUUGAAUAUUAAAAAGGCACUUAAUUUGUGGGAUUUCUGAAGACUGAGUGUACUUUUUGAGGCCUUUUUUGCCAGACUCUAGGUUAUACAAUAACCCAGUUACUUUUUUACACUGAUAAAAAGUUUUGAUAUUUAUUUUUGCCAUUUUAUGUCUUAAUGGUAUCCUACUGAGCAUUUGCACCUCUGUUUAUUUCACACAGUGAAACGCAAUUUUAUCUAGUUUGCACUAUAUGAUCAGUGUUAACUGCCUAUAAAGUUGUAAUACAAAAGCAAGCAAGCAAACAAACCCUGAUGACAUUCCAUGACAACAAACAUGAUACUAAUUAGUUGAAAUGCCAUGAAGUUUUGUUAAUUACUAUGAGCCUUGACUCUGAAGUUUUGAGUACUAGACCGGGAUUCAUUUUUUAAUACAAGAAAAUGCUGUACUCUUCAACACCGUCAAAUACUUACUUGUUUAAUUUUCAUAUAUCGUAAGUUUGGUAAUUGUUAUAGGUCUUCUGUAUUGCGGUAACAUGGAUGAGUAUUCUUUAAUUUUGGGGGUGGGGAAAGAUUGCUGGGAUGAACACUAGCUAGACUGAAGUGCAAGUGUAGGUUGAGUAACUGUUUUACAUUCUUUUGGGUUUUUCUUUUGUUUACAUGGAGACCUAAGGAUUGUUUUCUAUGUAACACAAAUAAUUACAUUCCCCAAACAAAGAACAAUUCAGAUCUAAGAAUCAGUCUUAUAUAACUUCACCGAGCCCCCAAUUGUUCUUAAUAAGAUUUUUAUUUCAAUAUGGAAAAUAUUUGACCAUGAUUCCAUAAUAGACAGUUUAAUACUAAAAGGUGCAACAGUGUACAAUCAAGUCUUUUUAUUCUGAAAGCAUUUAAGUGGCAAUAUUGCUAAUUAUCGCAUAUUCACAAUUUCACACAGAUAUUUCCUUAAUUCUUCUGGAACAGGAACUCUAUCUGUACAGUAUGUUACAUGAUGGAGAAUGGGAUUCUUAAUUUCAUAGCUAUUAGAUGCCAUUUUUAUGGGUGUAUAAUUUUCAUACUUCAGUGCUAAAACAUACUGAUCCAUAUUACUGGUGAAGCGAUCUAAUAAAAAACUACCUAUAACAUUACACUCUUUUUGGAAACCAAAUUAUUUAGCAUACAUCUCCAGUUUGCUUAGUUUCAUUCCCACAUAUUACACGUAUACUAUACAGCAUUAUUCUAUUCACAUGUACUCGGGACUAAGUCAGACUGAGUCAUGGGCCUUAUUCCAGGUGUCUAUACAGGAUUGCAGCCUUAAUCUAUUUCAAAUCCAAGGAAACUCGUUGCCACUGAUUAGCCAAAAAUGUAAAUCCUUGUUUCAGAUGAUUUUAAGAUGCUGUUUGCAGCUGCUGCUUUUCAAAACUUUCGAUAUAGUUCAGUUAUGUGCUUACAUAUUAACAAAUUAAAUUCCAGUGGGGGACUUGGUUUCAUUGCCAAAACCAUUUGCAGUCAAUAUACUGUAUAUAUGAAAAAUGAAUGCUCGCUGGAGAAAGAUUAGAAGAGUGGACUUUGCUCCCUGUAAGUAGCUCUCAAUAUAAUUAGCAGCAAGAGUUUUACUGGCUAAAAUGAAUCAUGACUGCCCAAAUUAAUCAAGUAGAAGCAGCUAGUGCUCUGAGUUUCAAACUGAAUUGGUUUCUUUGAGAAAGACCCCCAAAUAUGCAAUUAUUUAGGUAAGGACUGGUGGCCACAGAGACCAAGAAUACGGGCUCCUCCUACCUACAGAUUUUAUUACUUAUUUCUCCACUAGUUAUCACUCAUAGAAGAGGCUGUGAUUAUUCAUGAUCAGACAAUACAGAUAUUGAUCUAUCUGUCACUGGAAUGAUAGGAGUGUCACUUUGACUGUACCAUUUCAGACUGCAUUUGGGGACUCCCAUAAUGUAACAGGAGAGAAAAAAACUGGCCUAGAGGUUUAGCUAUGUAGGUAGGUCUAGCUUAGCUGCCUUCUGCCAUUUUGUCCUACCAUAUGAUACCCACCCCACAGCUCUGAAAUGGCACAAGCACACAUUUACCAAUCCAGUGAGAACUAAGUUACUGUAUGUUCUAAUAACACCAUAUAAUUGUCUAUAGAUCCAAGCCCACCUUGAACCGCUCAUUUUGAAAAUAAAUCAUUGAAAACAACUGAAUUACUGUGAAUGGUCAUUCUUGAAUGACAGGGGCAAUCUAUAUACUCUGGGCUUAUUCUCCACAUCAAUAGAUGACACGGAGGGAUAACCCGAGAGUACAUGGAUUGUUCCUCCAUGCCAGCCAGGGAAUGUAACAUUUUCUAAUAAUGCAGCAACAUUAACACUUACAAAACUACUGUAUAUACUCAUGUAUAAAUCUAGAAAUUUUAGUUAAAUAAUCACUGAAAACCUGAGCCAACGCAUUCUAGGUCAAUGUAAGUACUGUACCUUAACACUUAUCAAAAAAGGGAACCAUCAUUUCUUUGAACAGAGUGGUGAAAAUCAAGCAUUUACUUCAUUCUUGGACAGCAUUGAUCCCUUAUGCUGUCUCCACUAACGCACCACUUCUGGUCUUUAUGAAUAGCUGUGCAGUAAAGUAGUAGCAGUGGUACCAAGGUGUGUUUGGCACUGGCACAUUCCCCUCUCUGAUGAAUAAUAAUAGUUAUUAUUCUUUACUUUAUUUCUUCCCCUCUUUUCUUCUCAUGGGGACUCAAGGCAAUGACAUGACACAACCCAAUAAAUUUAAAAACAGCAAAUUCAAAAAUUAAAAACAGUUAUAAUACAAUUAAAUAUGGUAUGAUGGAUAUAAGUUAAAACACAGUUAAGAUACAAUAAAAAAUGCUUGUGUAAUUAAUAAUAUGACCCUUGAUGUAUCUACAGAUCAAAAUACUUAGUUUGCCCCCAAAACCUACCUUCAACUUAUACAUGAGGUCAACUUAUGCAUGAGUAUAUAUGGUAUGUGCAUUUAACCUCAAACACUUGUACAAAUCAUUCUGAAUAUUACAGGAAUUGCUGUGCAAAUAGUAGGCAUCUAUGUCAUUACAAUGUAUAGGCUGAAAUGCAUUCUAAGUCUAUACCCACAGGACCAAACAGGGCAAAUGAUCUUUUGGAAUGAUUUCAGCUGUUUUCUCUGCAAAUGUAUGAAAUAGUAAAAAAAAAAAAAAAGGACAUACAUUGAAAUGUACACACAAUCAGGUAAUGCUAAUAUAAAUGGUCAUCACUUAAAUGAACAAAACAAAAACAGAGCUCUAUUAUAUUACCUCUAUAGAUAUGACCUAUUGUUUUCAUGGAUUUCUUCCUAAGAAGAAAUCAAGAUUGCACCAAACAAGCUACAUGUCUAAUCCUUUGCCAUAAAAAGUCAAGAAAUCUAGAACAGUUUAUUCAGAAGAAUUCAGAAUUGUUGAUAUUGCCAGAGGAGCUGAAGUGUCUAUUCCAUCCUCUAGUUUCUCCUCAAGCCUAUUCAAAUCCUGUUUUUUUCUUAACCAGAUGCUUACUUCUUGAAAUACUUCUUGCUAAAUUGUAAUGAGGUGUGAAAAGAAUCAGAUCAGUCGGAAACUGGUGCCACAAAGUAACAGCUAUUCUUAAACUGAUCCACCAAACAGCAGUUUGUAAUUAUUUGUAAUCACAUAGUCAUGCUCCUCUCUCACAUUACUGCCCAUUUUAGAUUUUUGGAUGAAAUUAUUAAUGUGGCAUUCAAGAACCUACAAUGCAAAGCCGCAGGAAGAUCCUACUUCAUUAUUUGACAAAUCCAUUGAGGUCUUUGGGGUUUUUUGUGUAUAUUAGAACACACACAAGAUCUAGUGCCCCCCAUUAAUAGAUUGCAUUAAGGGACACUCACCAGAGAGGGGCUUAAUUAAACCAUUACAUUGUGUCAUACCUCAGAUUGACUUUCCAGAAGCUGCACUCAACCCCCUUUCAAAUUCUGCCAUCUAUACUGCUUCUGCCAAGACUGAGGCACACUUGCUUGCAUUGGCAUCAGGGACUGCAGUGCUCCCAUUGCUGGCAAUGGGCGCUGCUUCAGGAAAUUACAACUUUUGAGCAUGAGAUGAAUAUUGAUCAUUUCACAUCCAAAAUUCUGUGGCAAGAAAUGACUGACUGAAUAUUUAAAAGAGGGUUGUUUUCCCUGAAAUUAAUUUGACUUUGUUGCUAACUUUUCAUUUUAAACUUGUUUUGUGGAUGGGAUACUGCAGAGGAAAAUGAAUAUGUUUGUGACAAGACUGCCUGGCUACAAUUAAGUAAAUUCCUUUAAAUCUAUACUAAGUCCUGCAAGUUUGAGUAUGGGAGACGGAACGGGAGAGAGAAAGACAGAAUGUGGGUUUUAAGUCAAAAUAUUGGCCAGUAAAGUUAAACUGCUCUGCAAAGCCAACACAAUCUGAAUUGUCAUUUCAGGAUGUUUCUUUUAACAUUUAUGCAUAAACUGAUUCAUAAAUAUAUAGAUUCAUUUAAUAUUCAUAACCCUUCUUUUUACCUGCUUACAGAAAACAGGCUGCAAUUAGCAGGAAAAGAGGUGAUUAGCAAAGAUGCAUUUAGGAAGAACAGUUUGCUGUUCCAAGUAAAAGUCAAGAAAUGUCAUAAUAUAGAUUUACCGUGACAUUAAAAGACUACAGUUCUCAGCUUCAGGUUAGAAUUCCUAGCUUGUCCUAAAGCAGCUGUGUAGAACUAUGAGCCCAAAUCUAAAAAAAAAAAUAAGAGCCAAACAAAUAGGGCCUAUCCAUUGCCUGGAUUCACUCAUAUUUUGGUUAUGCAAACAGCAGCAGAAUAGGAUCAUUAGUAUGAGCUGGAAAUGAGGAAUUCAACGCUUUCUCUCAGCUAUAUUCCACAUAAAUAUAACUUGACAGAUUUGGAAAAAGUAGAGGAAGAAAAUUUGUUAAUCUUGUUAAUGAGUUGGAACUCUAUAUAUAUAUGAAAAAUAUUCACAGAUUUAGAAUUUUAAUUAUAUACUACCACUUGUCCUUACUGGACUGAAGUUCUAUAUACAUCAUAAGGCAGAAAAUACUUCCUUAUGACAUUGCAUUAAUUUGUAAACAUCAGGUUUUUUCCAACUUGUUUUCUAAUUAGUCUAGAAAUAAACCUGGACACUCAUAUUCACUUCCUUCUGAAUUUAGAUUAUCACCACAAAGCCAUACAAAAUUGUAUGUCUUUAUAUCCAGAUCUAUUAGCAAAAGAAAAUAACCAAGGUUGAUAUUCAGCAUCAGGAGAUGGUGAUGUUCUCCCAAUAUGUCACCUCAACAUCCACCUUAGAAGCUAGACAGAUGUAGCAACAUUUGGAUUCUUGAAGCACUGGUAUGGCAGAGGGUUGGACUGGAUCUCUUGCGAAUCAACACUAUGAUUCUAUUAAUUGCUUCCAGGUCUCUUUUGGCAGUGAGAUGCUUUGCAACAGGCAGCCAUAGGAAGAGGGUUAAAUGCUUCUCUUCACUUCAAUGUUGGCGAAGAAGCUGCCUGGCUUCUAAAGUGGAGUGAGGGGCAACAUUUUUUGUUAUUGUAUUGGUACAACCACUACAAAUGUGAAUCCCAAUAUUUAUGAAGUUUUAAGUCUUACAGCAUCAUAAAUACUGAUCAGGAUGCUGUCCAAAGUAUUUUUAUAAUAUCUCCCUUUGUUGGCAUUCUAGCAAUACAGCCUUGGUAGUGCAAAUACAUGUUUUACUUUUUGAUUUUGUGAGCAUGGACAUUAAUAAAGUAAAUUCAUCAGACAUGCAUAGCGUAGCAGGAGAGACAAAAAUGCUUUUCCUCUGCCUAUUUAAACUUUGAAUAGAAACAGCAAGUGGAGAAAGUGUGUAUAAGAGAGUCUAUACACGCACACACGCACACACAAUGGAGAGACAUUAGUUGAAAUCUAAGAGUAAGCAAACUAUAACCGAAAAAGCAUGUUUGCUUCUUUUAUUUUUCUGGAUGAUUUCUUGAAAAUGAAGGAGACUACUUGUAAUACAACCAAAAUACUGUCCCUUUUUUAAUGAUAGCACAAUGACAUGUUAUGAAUACUAUUUUUACAAUACUGCUGUUGUAUUUUAAAGUAGUGCUAUCAGUUUGACCAAAGAAACAUGAUUCUAAUUCUGAACAGAAAGUAAAAAAAGAUAAAAGGGAGAAUAGUCUUCAGUUACAAUGCCAUAAUCAUAUCCUUGCAGUAAAAUCUACUGAAGCUCAUUGGAAGAAUUAUUUUUGACCAGACACAUACAGAAUUGUGUUGAUAAUGACUUAGCAGUCAUGGCCCCAAAAUUCAUUCUCUUCUGCUACCCAUGUCUCUGAUAGAUAGUUAUGUUUAAAUGGUGCCAGUGAAUUUUAUGAAGAGGAAAUGCCUCAUUGCUUAUCCAUUGCAUUUCAUUUCUUUUCUGUUCGAGAAGUAAUUCUCUACUCUGACCUGUCGCUCCUUUGAGCUUUCUUGGUUGCCAUUAUAAACAAUGUAUACUACAUUGGCUUUGCUUAUUUGUAUAGGGAAGGCAUGCAAAACAAAACAGGGAGAGAGAGUACACAAAGAAACCACAACAAAAAGACUUGGCCUCAGACACUGUCUUAGGUGUUCGACUGUUUUUAGUAUUUUUGUUAGAUAUUUGCAAAGGGAAGCCUUUUCUACAGAGGAUAAUUAAUUUCAAGAAAAAUGUCUUGAGUUUUAAGAAUAAACAUGUCUCCAAAAGAGGAGACAGUCAAUUUUAUAAAAUGUCACAACUCUCCAACAUUUGGGGUAGUGACCUUUCUUUUGUUAGGACCUUUGAAACUAGCAAGCAGCCAUCGUUUCUAAAGAACUAAGUAUCCACCUCUAUCCAUUCUCUUCAUUUCCUUCAUUUUUAAAUAGCAGAACUCAUUAAAACUGUAAAUAUUUUGUUGCUUGAAUAAGCAUCUUCUGAGAACUUUGUAUCUAUGGUAUAUAAUCAUAGAAUUUUAUAUUUUCAUAUAAAGCUAAUUUUUUUCUAGUUUCAACUUCUUCAUAGUUUUUUUCCCUUUUGUGGUGGAUAUGUGAAUACAUACUUUAUGUGUAUUGAAGUAGUGAAAUACCAUCACAUUCCAAAAAAAAUUUAAAAAAUUCAACACAUAUUAUUUCUUUGGGACAGUGAUUGUCAAUGCUGGAUUUUCUUUCAAUUCCAUUGUCAGUGUGUGCAAUAGGAAUUAGACUUAACCAGUCACUGAAUAAGUUUUGUCUCAUUGAUCCAUUGGGGAAAUGUGGUGUUUGGUUUGGGGAAGUUAUUAAUUUUUUGAUUUGUUUUUUUCCUUUUUGUAACUUGAAGAAUUUCCUUUUUGUUAUGUUUAAAGGUAUAUCAAAACAUUCUAUUAUAGUGUUAUUUAAUAUGUAAAUUGUAUUGCUAUACAUAAAAUAAAGUAUGGUUUUUGAUGUA